UCUUUCGUACCGUCUCAGUUGUCGGUGAGGCCGGCGGGGCGGAUCCCACAUUCGAGUCAAAGAGAAAAUAAAGCAACACCAUAACAAUAAUAACAAUUCGGCCGAUUCGUACAAUUCGCUAGCAAGCUCCCCCGUGGAUACAUACCAUUAAGAGUAAACUGGAUCACUAUCAAGUCAAGAAGGAUAAAGGGGAGCUUCUCAACCAGGACCAGCUGAUGCCCUCAGCGAUGAACGCAAACCGAACAGUGCAGUCUGCCAGCCCAGAUGUGGGAUCUGCUCCAGGGUCAAUGGGCAAUUUUGCACUUGGUGGACAGGCUGAAGUUUUGAAGCAAGUGCUGUGUGUCCUCGACAAGAAGGUUCGCAACUUGGAGAAAAAAAAGAGUAAACUGGAUGACUAUCAAGUCAAGAAGGAUAAAGGGGAGCUUCUCAACCAGGACCAGCUGGACGCACUCAACAAAUUCCAGGAAAUCACCUAUAACUUGGAAUUUGGCCGAGAGCUGCAGAAGACGUUCAUCACACUGGGACAAGAUAUCCAGAAGGUGGUGAAGAAGUCUGCACGGCGGGAGCAGCUGCAGCGGGAGGAGGCAGGGCAAAGGAGGCUGAAGACCAUUUUGCAGCUGCAGUUCCUUCUGGACCGGCUGGGAGAGGACAAUGUGCGGCGGGACCUGAAGCAGGGAGUUGGGGGCUCACCAAUGCUGACGGACGUGCACCUUGCAGCUUUUGAUGAGUUCUACAAGUUAGUGGUACCAGACUGUGACCAAAGUGUCAGGUUGGUUGACCGGUAUGAAGAAGCAUCUGUGCACCUCUGGGACCUACUGGAAGGGAAGAACAGGGCUGUGGUCGGGACAACAUACAAGGCACUGAGACAUACUUUGGACCAGGUUAUGCUGAGUGGGUACUUUGACCAGGUGCAAUCUCACCAAAACGGAGUGUGUGAGGAGGAAGAGGCGGAGGAACAAGCCCCAGCGGCGGCGGCGGUGGCUGAAGCAGCUGCAGCAUCUGCAGAUGUCGUAGCUGAGUCGUCAAAAGCAGAAGAGCAGAGUCAGACUGCUGAUCCAGAACUGGAAGUAGUUGAGGAGUUCACAGAUUCCAUUGCGGUGGAAAAAACAGAGUUUCCAGACGGCACAUACAGCGGCAGCGAGAAGGAGCGGGGGGAUGAGUGGGCCACGGAAACAGAGGUUCCUUAUUCGCCUGUUGUGCCUGUCUUCCACUCUCAGGCAGUCAGUGCCAUUCAACAGCAGCAGCCACCGCCGCCUGUGCAGCCUGCAGCUUCACCUGUUGCCCUGGAGACCCACCCAUUGAACUUAGUGUCUCCCGUGCCUCCCACUGACCCCCUGGUCAGGAAGCAGGUGGUGCAGGACUUAAUGGCACAGAUGCAGGGAAUGUACAACUUCAUGCAGGACUCUAUGCUGGAAUUUGACGGACCCUUUGACCCAGUUAUUGUCUCAGUACAGCCUAUGAAACCUGCUCAGAACAUGGACAUACCACAGAUCGUGUGUCCUCCAGCUCACCCAGAGUCCCGGCUAUCUCAACCCAAAACUGUUCCUGUCCAACCUGACACCACGCAAGUUUCCAUCGUCUCCCCGACUCCGCUCCCCAUGUAUCAGACUUCACACAGCCCCGAUCCUCGACCCUCGACAGAAACCAUCGACCCCAUCCAGACGUCCUCGUCGUCGGAGCAGCCUCCACCCUUUGCAGCUCACCCACCUGUCUCUCAAACUCAAGUUUUUCAGCCUGUUUCCAAAGCUCCACACAGCAGUGGCAUUAAUGUCAACGCCGCACCAUUCCAGUCAAUGCAGACAGUGUUCAACCUCAAUGCCCCGGUCCCACCAGCUAAUGAGACGGAGGCUCUGAACCAGGCCAGCCAAUACCAGAACAGCUACAACCAAGCCUUCAGCAGCCAGCCGCAGCAUCCUGUGGAGCAGACCGAGAUGCAGCCAGAGCCACUGCAAUCUGUAGUUCGUGCCUUCAAUUCCCAAGACCAGUUGGGAGGCCAUCAACAGCCUCCACAGCAGGGCCCAGGCUUUGCCCGGCAGGGUCAGUCCUUCUACAACAGCAGAGGCAUGUCUCGAGGUGGGCCUCGCAAUGCCAGGGGCAUGAUCAAUGGCUACAGAGGCUCAUCCAAUGGCUUCAGAGGUGGCUACGAUGGUUAUCGUCCUCCUUUCACCAACACUCCUAACUCCGGUUAUGGACAGACGCAAUUCAACACACCUCGGGAUUACUCAAACGGGAAUUAUCAGAGGGAUGGUUACCAACCAAACUACAAGCGGGGAGCUGGCCAGGGACCCAGGGGAGUGUCGAGAGGCAGCACUCAGGCAAUACGAUCCUGAAAAGGUCACUCUUUUUCUUUUGUUCUUCGGCAGUGUUUUUUUUCCUCUCAGAUCAAAAUAAUGCCUGCUUUGAUAUUUGGAAAUAUUAAAUCACAACCACAAACGAAGUUGUAAAUUAAAUCAUCAAUUUACAUAGACAAUGUGUUAAUAUUCCUGUAAACUAAACUUGUAAGAUUUCAUAAGUUAUUUUUUGUAUAAAAAAUGCACCUGCCAGUGCUGGUCCAACCCUUGGGAGUUUAUUCCCCUUCUCUGUCAUUUUGGUUUUAAAAACAGAAAGCGUUUUAUGUUCAAUGAGCUCCCAUUUCCUUGUUUGAAAAUUGAUGUUGCUUCAAGAGUUUCAAUAAAGUUGUGUUGCAUACUCAA
Molecule: messenger RNA, 2693 nt
Organism: Gasterosteus aculeatus aculeatus (three-spined stickleback)
Lineage: Eukaryota; Metazoa; Chordata; Actinopteri; Perciformes; Gasterosteidae
Product: caprin-1-like
Cellular component (GO): cytoplasm
Molecular function (GO): RNA binding
Source: RefSeq, a predicted model, not a curated record